Molecule: messenger RNA, 1461 nt
Organism: Cantharellus anzutake
Lineage: Eukaryota; Fungi; Basidiomycota; Agaricomycetes; Cantharellales; Hydnaceae
Product: glucosyltransferase
Exons: 7
Coding region: 1-1461 (486 amino acids)
Biological process (GO): protein N-linked glycosylation; dolichol-linked oligosaccharide biosynthetic process
Cellular component (GO): endoplasmic reticulum
Molecular function (GO): dolichyl pyrophosphate Glc2Man9GlcNAc2 alpha-1,2-glucosyltransferase activity
Source: RefSeq, a predicted model, not a curated record
AUGAGUGACAUUGCUCAAGAGACUAUUCGUUACGCGGCGUUCGCUGCAUUCAACAUUUUGGUUGCCAAAGAGGUGAAUACUGUGGUUAAUGAGCCAUACAUGGAUGAACCUUUCCACAUCCCUCAAGCCCAGGCUUACUGUAGGGGGGAGUGGGACUCCUGGGACCCCAAGAUAACAACACCACCAGGCCUGUACUUGCUGUCCGUGAUCCUAAAGAAGAUCUUCCUCUUCAAAUGCACCAUUGGAACGCUUAGGCUCACGAACAUCCUGUUAUUGUCCUUCUUUCCUCCGCUAAUUUCAUCGCUGCAAGCAAAGUUGCGACGUAUCGACGCACCUCAAUCAUGGCUGGAACCGACCUUGGAAUCGAUUGUCAUAUCAGCAUUUCCCAUCACUUGGUUUUUCGCGUUUCUGUACUAUACAGAGACAGGGAGUGUCUUCUUCGUACUUGCAUGCCUGCUUGCUGCGCUCCAUCAGAAGCAUUGGUUGGCUGCACUUCUAGGAUUGAUAAGUUGUACUUUCCGGCAGACCAAUAUAGUUUGGGUAUUCUAUGCGCUUGGGCUGAGCUUGCUCAAGACGCUACACUUGAGAAGGGUGGGACAUUCGAAACAUUUACACGAUCCCGUAGUGGUGGACGCGAAAAUCGAGGACUUCGCUAAGAGCGUGAUGUCGCUGCCAAGGGCGAUACUACCUUUACUUCCGUUCAUUAUUCCUUACGCCCUGCUCGCUCUUGUUUUUACUGUAUUCGUGGUCUGGAACGGCGGCAUUGUAUUAGGCGACAAAUCCAACCAUAUCCCCCAAAUGCAUAUCCCUCAAUUAUUCUACUUUGUUGGAUUUUGUACGGCCCUGGGGUUCCCAGUCCUUAUUGGGGGGCCUGGGGGUUUAAUUCAUCUUGUGAAGGCCAUUGUGUCCUUGAUUGCUGGAACUUGGAGGCGAUUAUUGUUAUACGUCACCUUCUGCGUUCUCACUGGGACAAUUAUUCACUUCUUCACAAUUCACCAUCCGUUCCUUCUGUCUGAUAAUAGACAUUACACAUUUUACGUUUGGAAUCGGCUCUACCGCAGACAUUCACUGGUCCCGUACAUAUUAUCACCGGUCUAUGUUACAUGCUAUUACGCAUGGUUCAUCCGCCUCUAUUAUCCCCCUUCCAUGACCCUCAACGACGAGCAACCGGUACACAGCAAACAAAUUGUUCAUCGUAGUGAGAAAUCAUUGCUAGAAGCUCUGCUCCUUCCGAUAUGUCUCUUGCCGACCCUUCUACCUACUCCUCUUUUGGAACCUCGCUACUUCCUGAUACCAUGGCUUCUCCUACGGCUGCAAAUUGACCCUCCACAAAUCAGGUCAUUCGAAAGUCUCCACUGGAGUCUCCUAGGCGAGGGUGUGUGGAAUGCGGUGAUCAAUUGGGGAACGAUGUACGUUUUCCUGUAUAAGUACCGUCCCGGGGUAGGUAGAUUCAUGUGGUAG